Messenger RNA from Tigriopus californicus, 1524 nucleotides. RefSeq lists its product as uncharacterized. The record is from RefSeq and is a predicted model, not a curated record. NCBI's taxonomy places the organism in Eukaryota, Metazoa, Arthropoda, Copepoda, Harpacticoida, Harpacticidae. Gene Ontology annotation, molecular function: protein binding.
UGGGGACAUUUAGGCCAAAAUCCAGUGGUCGGCGGGUACCAUUCGGUUUUGAGAGGCUGAUCCUGCUUUUUAGGGUACUAUGAAGAAAAGGUCCGCUCCAUUCAAACUAAUUUGAAGGGCCCAAUGUGCAUGACUGGCUUUGGCAGGCAAGAGUGUUGACUGGUACCGGGAGCUGGCCUCAACCAUAGCAUUUAAAAUCUUACCAUAGGUCACCAUGAUCCAUGAAUCAUCCUGCGCAAUCCCACCCAAUUCGAGCCAAACCCAAGUGACACUGAAUCCCAGUUGACUUUCCUAGGAUUUCAGGAUAUUCUCAAUCCCAACAUUGACACUCAACCCCCUCAGCCACCCACGCCUUGACCCCGCCAACCCGCCAACCCGCGUACCCGCGAACCCGUCGACCGGCCCCAUGCUGCUGGAUUGGGAGAGCCAAGGCGUGUUGGCCGACUUUCGGCGGUGCCAAAGCUCGGCUCAAGCCACGGACCUGGUGUUCCAUUGCAGCAACGGGCGCGUGUUCGCCCAUCAAAUGAUCUUCGCCGGCAUCUCGCGGCUCUUCACAGAGUUGAUGCAACGCUUCUUGAUAGGCCAACAACUCAUCCCGCUGGACCUGAACAUCUCCGUGCCCGGCGUGCUCAAAGAGCACAUGGACAUGGUCAUCGAGGUCAUCUACACGGGGCAGGUCCGCCUAGCCCAGAGUGAUUACGCCCCUUUCCGCGAUAUCUGUCAGCUUUUGGAACUGUGCGUGCCCAUCGCCGAUUAUGACGAGUUCUUUUCCGCCCAGGCCGUCCAAUCGACCGUGCCCAGCCACCCCUCCCAGCCACCCCCCGUCCCAGUCCCCGUCCCACCUCAAGUCAAAGCCGACCAGGACUGGCCCAAACCACGGGUUUUUGUGUGCGACGAAUGCUACGCUAUAUUCCCGUUAAAGAUCGCGUUGAAAAGGCAUAAAAAGAACCGCCAUGGCCUGCCUGAUGCGCUGGAGCCGGACCUCCCGAUCCAGGUCCCGGUUCAGAAGAAGCCCAGUGUGAAAAUUCGGGCGGUUCGGAAGCGGUCGAAGGAUAGCAAGCACUCGUUUUACCCGCAAAAUGGCGAACCCACGGUCAAGUGUCCGGAUUGUCUGAAUGAUUGCCGUCCGGGACGGGCGCGGGAACAUUUGUCCAAUCAUUUACGGAUGCGGCUCAUGGAACUGGUCACGGAGAGUACAUUAACCCCUGGGCAGAAAAAAUGCACGCUGUGUUGGUAUGAGGCGUGUUCAGCUAGCCACGUGUGCCGACAUUUGGGCUUGUCGCAUAAUAUGAUCAUGAAAUACGCUAGUGACGCUCAGAGGAAGUUCCUCCAUGAGGCGCAAAUGAUGAAGAACAAGCCAGACGAAGCCGAGUGCCCCGCCCAAUCUGGACCGGGGCCCAAGAAGAAGAGAAAAAAAGGCAAAUUGAGCCAGAGAAAAAAGACCACCCGGACGUUGGGCCAUAGCGAUCUGGUGGCCAUGGAAGACGACCACCUUGAGAUUGAGAUCGAUAAUGCUUUGCAUGA